GUUCAGUAUUCGUUUGGCGAUCACACCGUAACGAUGCGAUGUUUGUGGUUUCUCUCGCUUGUAUGCCAUAGCUCUGUGUUCAACUGAUUGUCUGAUCGAUCGCGAUCUUUCUUCGGACUGUGUGUUGAUUGAACGUGUGGCUUGAAGCGCGUUUAUUAGACGAACGAACAAAAACGAAAAAAGAAGAGAAAUAAAUAAAUAACAACCAACAGUGAUGACAACUCUAGUCGAUGACGAUUGUGACUGUUAUUAUCUAGCUGUGUUGCACUGUUAAAACCGAAAGCAGAUGGUGGAAAUUUUGGCCAUUUACGCAAAUUUGGAUGUGUUGCCGAGUGUUGGAGUUUUAAAGCCGAACAUAUUCAUCAUAGUUCAAAUGUUGUCAUACCUCAUUUGAUGGAACAGUUUGGUUGCUUUUUUUUUGUAAACAACAAGAACAUCUUUUGAGCAACGAGAAAGACCCCACAAAACAACAACAUCAACCAUAAUAACAACGAAGAAUAUCGAGAGAAAGAGAAAAAAAAGCACAAAGAAAAAGUGAUUUCAAUAAAUAAUGGUAAAAUGCGAUCAUUAGUGCGUAGGUUGGAACCAAAAAUGUGCUAGCGCGUUGUGUGUUUGUGCAGCACCACAACUCGUCGAGGGCACGAGCUCAUUCGAUGUUGUAUCAUUUCCAUCUCGAUGUUGCUUCAAAUUGUUUAUUCCGUUGAAUUUGGCUCGACAAUCUUAUCUUGCUUGCGGAUUCAUCAGAUUCUAUGUGUGUGUUUUUGGUUUCAAUCCCGCAUUUUGCUUUUGCUUUGUGCUUGCUUCAUAACAAAAUAAGAGUCUUGCGCGCGUCUGUGCAGUGAAAAGUGAUUGAUGAAUAAAAACUAUUGUCAUUCGUUCGAUGAAAUUGUAUAAGCAAAACCGAAGGAGAAAAAAAAGAACGACUUGAUGGUACGCAUUGUGUGUGAGCGCGGUGUUUUGUGAAGAAAUCUUUAGUUGGAACACGAUUCAUCAGCCGAAUUUGGUUCAGCGCACCGAUUUGAUCAUUGUUCAGUGCUUUCAAACCGAAAAACAUAAAUAAAUAAAUGAAUAUCAAGUUGAGAAAAGAGAGUGAAAGAACAAAGAGACAACUCAAAAAGACAACUGAAUUUGUUUAUGGUGAAAAUAGCGAAACAAAUCACUGGUUUUUUUUAAAGUUUAAGUUAGUGAAUUUCUAAUUUAGCGAAACGUCUAUUUAGUCGCCGAUUCAUGCGACAAAUGGAGAAAAAAAACAGUUGAAAUGAAACCGUAACAAGACCGAUGUGUAGUUUGAAAAAAGGCCAAAAUGUUACAAGUUGAACUGAAUAAAAAUAUGCGUUUCGCAUUCAUACUUGAACGUUAGCACCGAUUGAGUUGCGACUUGAGCUCGAUCAACGCGUGGAGACGCUAAGAGCGAGAAGGGGAGAAGGAAGAGAGAGAGAGAAGGAGAGAGAGGAAUGGAGAGAGCAAGCGAAGGAUAAAAAAAAACUGAUCAAGCACAAAGGAGAUUGAGAAAUUUCUACCGGAGCGUCGAGCUAGCGACAUAGAAAGAAAGAACGAAGGAGAUCAAUCUAGCCCGAUAGAGAAAGCGAGUGAUCGAUAGAGAACGUGAUCUAUUGAAUGUGAAUCGAAGUGUAGUGUGUCGAAGUCGUUACCCAUUCAACAAUAAAUAUUUUCUUCAAUAAGGUCAACAUGUUAAAAACCAGUUUGCAUCUGUUAAGUGUGUUGCUGCUAGUCAUUUGCUGUCGCGUGCAUUCGACGAACAUAAAUGAGCCGUUAAUUGAUGCCCAACAUACACCGGCGAUUGAUUUGUCGGCGCAUGGGCACCGUGUUGUCAUCAACCGUAUCAUUGAAACCACUGUAAAUACUAGGCCACAAUUAAACCAAAGCUUGCGAGUAAAUGCUAUAAAUCAUGCCAUUGCCGACACCGAUGAUGAUGAUGAUGACAAUGUACAAAAAAUGCCCAACGAAUGGCCAAACACACUGGCUACCGUUAAACCAAUUACCAAAUCAAUGAAAUCAAUCGAAACCACAUUGAACGCUGCCAAAUUGUAUAAUAAAAAUGAUUUGCGCAAGCGAAAAAUUAAAUCGACCGGCAUCGAUCCCUAUGCGGAUUGGAAGUGCCCUAAUAUCAGCGAAAAUAGCCGAUAUUUGGAAUGUGGCUGUGAUAUACCACAAACACUACGGUGUAGCGGUGAUAUUCAUGGACUGCAACAAAUUGCGGACGGUUUAAGAAAUACCAGAUACCCGGUGUCAUUACUCGAUUGUACACUCAAAAAUGUCACAUUUUUAAGUGAUGCACGCAUUUUUGACGGAGUCUCAUUACAUGGCCUGGUGAUAUCGUCAGGUGAAAUUAAACGCGUUCAUCGACAAGCAUUUUUAGGCAUGAAAAUACCAUUACUUGAACUUGGCCUACCAAAUAAUGCACUCUCAUCCGUACCAUCACAAUCAUUGGCGCCACUCAUCGCAUUGGAACGCCUGGUUUUAUCCCAAAAUCGCAUUAAAUACUUGGACGCAUCCGAUUUUUUGAUGCUUGAAAAUCUGAGCUAUUUGGAACUGAGUGAUAACAAUAUUUCGGGCAUUUCGCAGCGAGCAUUUUUAACAUUGAAAAAACUACAAACACUUAAGCUGAACGGAAAUCGGUUGGAAAUCGGCGACAAUUUGCAAGCAAUUGGCCAGUGUGUUAAUUUGAAGGAAUUGGAUUUAUCAUCGAAUUUACUUCGUGGACCUUUAACGCGGAAUCUGUUGCCCGUACUGAAAUCAUUGGAGUCAUUGAAUUUGGGCACAAAUCUAUUCACCAGCAUUUAUACGGGUGCUUUUGAGAAUUUCCCCUUUUUGACCAGACUCACGCUGCGUCACAAUCAAAUCGAUGUGCUGCAAGAUCAUUCAUUUUCUGGUCUGAAUUCACUGCAAACGCUGGAUUUGAGCCACAAUGGCAUUGUCGCCAUAUCAGGUGCAUCGCUGAAGCACUUGUCUCGGUUGCUAGUCUUGAAUUUAACACACAAUUUUCUAAGAGCUUUGACCGCCGAUCUAGUGACGCCGUUGCCAUCGUUGAAAGAGUUGCGCGUCGAUGGGAAUGACAUAUCAAUGGUGGCCAAAAAUGCAUUCAUCAGUGCAAAUGCUCUUGGGACUUUAUCGUUGCGCGAUAAUCCAUUGUCAUGUGAUUGCUCGUUGAAGCCGUUUGCCGAAUGGAUGUCGAAAUCUAGCAUUUCAGCACAGGAUCAAUUGAGUGCUGUUUGUGCGACUCCUCCCCAUUUAGAAGGUGCGACACUCCAGGAAAUUCCAUUGGAUUCACUUAACUGUGAUGGUAAUGUGAAUCGCAACAGCAACGCAAAUGUACUGCAUCAACUUGAAAUCCGAGCCAAGCAAAACAAUUUGACAUUCGUUAACAAAUUCAGCGACGACAUAAUUUUGAAAAAGAUACACUUGUCGAUGGAUUACGGAUUGAUAAUUACCUGGAGUGUAACGUUGAACAGUGCGAAUUUUACAUGUGAUGCCAUUUUCGUGUACAAAGAAUCAAAAUGGAAUGAAAGCCUCAUGGAAAAUCUACCGAUGCACUGCGAGAGUAAUAAAAUGGGGAAUGAGAAUAUUGUGAGCGUGAUCUUGUAUGAUGCGACGCAAUUUGCGAUUGGUGAUAAAUAUCGCUUUUGUUUGGUGUUGGUGCAAAAGAGUGACGAUCAACGAGACUUAGUCGUUGGAUGUUCAAACAUAACAAAAUUGAAGCAAAUCGAAAAUGUGUUGGUAACGGAUCGGAAUGCUGAUCAUUUUGCUGUGCCGGUGACCAUUUCACCAACAACCACAAAGUUCGAAGUGGAAACGAUGCAACCGAAAUUGAGACAAGAAGAGGAUGAAAUGAUCUCGGAUAUUUCAUCGUUUGAGAAAAUUUCCGAUCAAAUACAAACGGAACGACAACAAAUUCAGCCAAUUGAAUACACAAGCAUUUAUCGUGGCACGGAAAUGCCAACGACGGUAAAAACGAUUCAGGCGCCAAUCGAAACGGCAUACGCCUCCCAGCUGAUGAAUCAUUUUAACGAUGGCCUAAUGCCAAGUCUAAGCAUUGGUGUGCUCAUCACCAGUGUGUUUGCAUUCAUUUGGGCGGCCACCAAAAUUACACAUCAUCGACGAUCCAUACCGUCGACGGUAUGCUAUGCAGCCGCCGAUCAACAUUCCGUCGACAUCGAAAACAGCAAUCGCUACCUUAAACUUCAGGCCACAACGACAUUAUAACAAUUGAUCGAGCAAUUGCCAUUUGAAUUUUUUUUUACCAACAAAUGAAAUGUGAUAGACAAUUUUCCUCUUUUCGAAACAUACCACAAGCAGCACAGCUCGUUGCACAUAAUUUAUAAUGUUUUUUUUUUGUACAUGAAAAAGAGAAAGAAAAAUACGACCGCAAAAUAUUAAACUAAUUUAUCGAAACAGGACGCGACCUUAGAUUUAUAAGAGAUUCUAUUUUGCUCACGAAUAAAGUAUUUGUACCGUUAAA
Molecule: messenger RNA, 4480 nt
Organism: Sitodiplosis mosellana (orange wheat blossom midge)
Lineage: Eukaryota; Metazoa; Arthropoda; Insecta; Diptera; Cecidomyiidae
Product: slit homolog 3 protein-like
Exons: 9
Coding region: 1690-4224 (844 amino acids)
Molecular function (GO): protein binding
Source: RefSeq, a predicted model, not a curated record